Messenger RNA from Drosophila virilis, 1058 nucleotides. RefSeq lists its product as uncharacterized. Gene Ontology annotation, molecular function: protein binding. NCBI's taxonomy places the organism in Eukaryota, Metazoa, Arthropoda, Insecta, Diptera, Drosophilidae. The record is from RefSeq and is a predicted model, not a curated record.
UCGCUGGGAAUCGUUUACAGUUUAAAACCAAAUUCAAAGCAUAAACAUGAAGCUCUCACUAAUUUGCCUGAUCGUACUUGGAGUGGCGCUCUCAGCUGAUGCUUACGCUGCACCACCUAAGGGAUCUACUGACAAGCCAGCAGCCUAAUUCCGUUUCCAAGGGGACGCCACAAAAGAAGAAAUGGCAACUAUCUUGGCAUGCUGCCAUCAAUCAGAUGUGUCUGUAGUGUGUAGUCACAAAAUAAAUUAAAAACUUAAAAAAUAUUCAUUUAAAAUGUCUUUAAUGGUCAACACCAGCCCUAUUGAUACAAAAUUUGCUCAGAACAAAAUAUGUGCUAAUAAGAUUUAAUGAAUUUUGAAGAGCUGUUAUCGAUUGUGACUUUAAAACUUAGGCAGGGUAUUCGAAGUGCAGAUAUACCAUUAGUUUUUCGAACAAAGUUGCUUAGUUUUAUGCUGAGCUAGUUUUUUUUUUUUGGUGCAAAUUUGAACUUGUGAAGUAUUUUCUGCCUGUUAGCGGUUUUCCCCUAGCCUAGCUUCACAUUUCAAACAAGUUCCGGGAAAAUAAAAAUAAAAAAGAAAACAGAAAAAAUUGUACAAAAUUAUCCAAAAAUAAAUAAAAGGAAAUUAGCACAAAAUGUCUGAGUGUGAGGAAGCGGAGCGCAAAGACAAACUCGAGAGCGUUGCCAGAUUUAAUAAAAAUCUGCAGAGUAACGAGGUGUUAACCCUGCACUACCUGGGACUGCCCUAUAUGGUGCUGUGCCGUAGCCCGCAACUGCGCCUCAAGGUGCCGCUGAGCACCUGCAAUUACUUGGAUGGCGAAACCGAGGGCAUUGCGCUGCAGCUGAUCUUCACCUGUCCGGCCAACUAUCCGCUCCAGUUGCCAAUCGUUGAGAUGGUCGAGAAGCGCAAUGUUAACCGGGAGCUGGAUAAAAAACUGCGCGAGGAGAUCGCUGUGGCGCUGGAGCAGCACCUGGGCCUGUACAUGAUUGUGCCGGUGGUGACACGGGUACAGAUGCUGCUGAACAACGAAUUGAGGCACCAUUAAAGCAGCGCUCGGA